AUGUCACACGAUGACGCAGUACAGUCUCUCGCUGAGCUUUACGAACAAUGUGCAUCAGCAUUCCAGUCCCUGUUAUCCCGACUGAACGAUCCUGCUUUCCGCACUCGUCAACGUGAUUCCCUGUCACUCGACGCAGCGGCAGAGGAAUACGGUAAACUGAGGAUUUGGGCUGAGCAAACCCGAGUUAUUCUACCUCCUGGUUCACGAGGCUCCCUCGAUGAGCUUGUGAGAGACCGUGCGAAAACAAAGCGUAUUCUGCUAACAAACGAAGCUGCGAACGCUGCUUUGGAUGCCUCGAAUGAGCACCAUGGUCUUCCCAACACAGCUGCCAGCCGAGGACUUGUCACAUCUGAUUUGAAUGACCAGGAGACUGUUCUUGAUCUUACAAUAUCUUCACAACAUCAAAGCCAAACCAAAUUGAUCAAAGCAAUGCGUCAUGUAUCAGAACAGCGCGCAGGACUAGCUGGAAAGUACCUGCGCUCCAACAAAUCAGAAAGAGACAACGAGAACAGCAUGCAAGAGUUUCUACCCUUUGAUCAAGGACAUGUUCAAGAAAAGCUCCUGCAAUGGUAUGACGACUGGGCCGCUCAGAACAAGGGAGAUUAUCGAGGACGAAUUUCCAACGCCGCAGCGAGCGUCCAAGUACCCAAAGAUUUGACUCUACGAUUAGCAUUGGCAAACAUGAUGCGCCGUAAACAAUUACGGUACUGGCUCCAUCAUGCUGACUCCCCUGAAAAGCCACCAACUCAUGCCGAUCUCGAACCAAGAGUGCGAAGCCAAGCCAAAUUGCCUCCAUCCAGCACAGACCAGGCUACUGCUUUUGAAAAUCUACAGCUACCUCCUCCUCUAAGUGAAGCAGCACCUACAACAAAGUCAAAGGUUUCUUUCUCGACAGCUAUCAUGUCAGCGGUAAACGAGAAUCCUGUGGCUCAAACUGAGUACGAGGAAUCCGUCAUUGGCAAGUUUGGUUCAACAAGAGUUCCUCCACUACCACAAGUCGCCCAUGAAAAUACGGAGUUCAAGUGUCCAUACUGUGGGCUCAGCCUGAAAUCGAGCGUGAUGCGAAGCAGGCGGGCAUGGAAGGAUCUGCGUCCAUAUGUGUGCACGUUCAGUGACUGCGUCAGUGCCACAAGGUUGUAUCACGCGCGCCAUGACUGGAUAUAUCACGAAAAUCAGAUGCAUCGACGGCAAUGGGCAUGCUCAGAUGACUGUCAUCAGGCCUUUCAAGAUCCACAGUCUUUCAUCACGCAUCUACGCAACAGCCAUUCUGAAAUGGUCUUAGGAGAUCAGCUGCCAUUGAUACUCACGCUCAGUGAGCGACCAAUGAGUGAUGAGAAGAUAGAGAGCUGUCCACUCUGCCCUACAAAUAUGCCCCUGUCGAGACUGUUCUCUCAUGUCGCACAACACUUGGAGCAGCUGUCACUGUUCGUCCUCUCCUUCAGUAACAGUGAUGCUGAAGGUGGUUCCGAGGCAUCUCAUCAGGCAGAGGAUGAUCACGGUGGUAACUUCCAUGGCGUAUCAGAGGAUUCAAGCAUGGAUGACCGCUGGUCUACACAGGAAGUCGAUGAUGACAACGAGUCGAUUGUAUGGGAUACAGAGCCGGUAAUUGAAAACACCUUUGGCAUACCACCGCCAGAAGAUCCACAACUUUGGACAAAGCUCUUCAGCACUUCACCUGUAUCUGCGCAAUCAGCUGAUUCCGAUCCGCUACUCAUCGACUUGCAAAGAAAACAGGCCCAGCGCAACAAGGUUGAUGGCACGUCAGGAGUUCAGUCUGGAGUCAGCAUGACUGAGGAGGAAGUAUCCGAGUUUAAGGACGCUGGAGAGGUUCGAAAUUUCAUGGUCGACCACAUGGCCAAUACAGAAUUUAAUGGGAUACGACAACGCUUCUUGCCAAGACCAGCCUUCGAGCGGGUUACAUCACAAUCUGUGAUUCUGCAGAUGGCAAGUGUGGCAAGUGACCUGAUCUCCAGCAAGCCAAUGAAAGAUGCCCUCGUCCUCGAAAUCAGGGAUUACCGCAAGAUAUUUGCUUGCUGUAUCUAUAGCAUGGUAUCUAUGGAUCUUUUCAAAGGUUUCAUGGAUAUGGGUAUCUCAGACGCAGUAUUUCCAUUCAGAUCCGAAGACUUUCCAUUAACACUCGAAGAGCUUCUGGAGCAAACGGACUCUGAGCAGCUAUUUAUGUAUUCCCAGCGCUAUUUUAACACAGCCUACUUUGAGCUGGGGUCAUUUCAGGCUCUGGAUGAUCGAUGGUCCAUACCAGUCGAUUACGACGUUUCGCAGCCUCUUUGGCAAGGAUAUUGGAGUGAGAUUUUCAAAGUUCGCAUUCCUUUUGGAGAGCACUCCCUCCAUCCCAUGGAAAACAAGUUCGCGAUGCGUGUUUACAGAUUCGAGAAGGAGUACAAUAUGGAUGUCGUUCGCGAUGUGCUGCAAGUCAAACUGAAACAUACUGUACAAUGCUUUGCAGCUUUCUCAAUGCCGUCUUCCUUGUACAUACUCUACAGGUUAAAUGACGGAAACCUAGAGCAGUACAUGUCGAAAGUUUCAAGACCAAAGCUGGACAGCUCGAAACUCGCGAUUGAAUUACGCGGCAUUGCUGCAGCAGUGGAAAAGUUGCACGACGGCGAAUUCUUUAAUCGAAUUCUCAACAUCCACCCCGAGAAUAUCAUGGUGUCAUGUCCUGACCAAUCCAAGAUGCUGUGUCUCUGGGUUGAGUCAUUUCAAAUAAUUCAACCUGGACCAUCCGGAGAACGAAAGUCGGCAGUACUAUCCCCAGUAUACAGACCUCCAGAGCCUUUGGAGACAGCCAGUGCUGACAGUGUCGCCAGUUGGUCUCUCGGUUGUCUUUUUCUAGAGAUCUUGGUAUGGCACGUAAUGGGGUACGAUAACCUGUGCAAAUUUCGAGAGAGCCGAGAGCGGCCUGUUAGACCAGGUGGUCGACCAAACAGGGCGUUUUACUACUUCACAGAAACUGGACCUGAUGCUAGAGCCCAACUGCGUGAGGAAGUCACCGACAUCUUCUUAGUUGUGUGGGUCCGGGUCACAGGACGAUUAAGUGGGUCCUUAAAGGCUUUGGAACAAAUGCUGCAGAUUGACCCCAAAGCACGAUUGAGUGCAGGCAAGUUCAGGCAGCGCUCUUUGUCUAGUUCUAUUGAUAAGAGUGAAUUGUCUGACACUGGAGCCGACUAUGGAGACUUAGGGGUUUUUAGAACUCAGAGGCUGGAAUACUCACCUGGGACUUCAGAGGGCCCAGAGGGCUAG
This is a messenger RNA of Boeremia exigua, 3258 nucleotides long. RefSeq lists its product as uncharacterized. Bases 1 to 3258 code for a protein of 1085 amino acids. The record is from RefSeq and is a predicted model, not a curated record. Gene Ontology annotation, molecular function: protein kinase activity; ATP binding. NCBI's taxonomy places the organism in Eukaryota, Fungi, Ascomycota, Dothideomycetes, Pleosporales, Didymellaceae. The transcript is spliced from 6 exons. Gene Ontology annotation, biological process: protein phosphorylation.